Messenger RNA from Colletotrichum godetiae, 2007 nucleotides. RefSeq lists its product as uncharacterized. The transcript has a single exon. Bases 1 to 2007 code for a protein of 668 amino acids. Lineage: Eukaryota; Fungi; Ascomycota; Sordariomycetes; Glomerellales; Glomerellaceae. Gene Ontology annotation, cellular component: nucleus. The record is from RefSeq and is a predicted model, not a curated record.
AUGGCCUCUUCCAUGUCUCGAAGGUCACCCGUGACGCCGCCAUACGACGAUGACUACAACCAAAGUCCAAAGGGUCUGCGGGGGUUGGCAAUGAGAAGCAGUCCAACAUCGGCCUGCCUGCCUGUUCCUACCAUGACGUUCUCUCCGCCCGCGACGCCUCGGAGCUCACGACCGAAUAAGAUGUCCCUGCGGCUGAGGAGCAAUUCUGGCCUGUCCUUACACACAAACGAAGACGCCUUCCGUCGAUACACCGACUAUAACCCCGAUGGGUCUCCGAGAUCCCCGACAUUUGGGCCUGGUAUCUGGUCUAGUCUCGACAGCGUCUCGACAAGUUUGCGCCGAAGCUUUGGACCACCAGUCAUGGAGAUCGAGCCAGAACCUUUGUCUAUACCGGACUUCCUUGGUCGAGAGGUUUUCCAAAUGGUUCUUGCCAACGCUUCCAUCUCUCAACGUUUCUUCCAUUUUGCCCAGAAUCAAGGCUGCGGCUCGGACAUUGAAUUCCUUCUGAGGACCCAGGAAUAUGCGAAAUCUUUGGCGCUUUUUGGGAAGCAAGCCUCGUCAAUGCCGACACCAGCAAAUCUGCCUUCAACCGUCUCCAAGUCACUGAAUGCCGACAUGAAGCAGAUGACGAACUCUGUUCUUCCGGGUCUUGAGUCGAUGUUUGCAGAAUCUACACGAUGCGUCGAGCAACGAGUUGCCCGGUCUAUCUACCCGGCAUUCGUGAAGCACCAGCUUGCCAUCUCCACCUCGGCAGCUUUAUCCGGUACUCGUGUCUUCAAAUGUCCUGGUCUUGCCGAAUCAUUCUGCCUGACGGACGCCUUGAGCCCAGACUACCCCAUCAUCGCGGCAUCAGAUGCUUUUGUUUCUGUUACUGGGUAUCCAAAGAUCGAAGCUCUAUCCAGCAACUGCAGGUUUUUACAAGGGUCACUCACAGACCAGGACACAGUGAAACGCAUCCGGGAUACCGUGGCGCGUGAAGAGGAGUCUUUGGAGCUCGUCCUCAACUACCGCAGAGACGGCACCCCGUAUUGGAACCUUCUAUUUACCUGCCCGCUUGUGGACUCUUCCGGCAAGCUACGAUACUACCUCGGUGGGCAGAUCAACGUUUCAGAGAACGUUGGUGGCUACAAAGACCUUCUCCGGAUUCUCAACUUUGGGCCGGCCCUAGAGGAGGUCAAGGAAGAGACCUCGGGUCGGGAGUCCCGAGUCAGUCGCCGAAUGAGCCGUACGAGCAGCCGAGACAGAAAACAGGAGCGGCGGACAAGUCUCCGCAAUAGGGAUAGUCUACACAACAAAGGACCCAAGAAAAGCCUCUUCCAACCUUUCCGAAAGCAUGCGACACACAACAGUAACAAUCAGGAAAACACGUCACCGUCUCAGGGCGUUGGCCUUGGCUUGGAGCAGUUGCUAACGGUUUCGAGCUCAGAAGAGCAUCUUUCGGCACCCGCUCAGCUGGACUCUGUUUAUUCUGGCUACAGCCGAUUGAUUGUUUUGCAAAACACCGACGGACCUUCCGCCUUUCCGCCAAGGUCGUCUUCCCUACCUGCCGACCCUAACAAGAGGAAGGCCGCUCAGCUGAGCGUUGCCUUUUGUUCGGCUGCCGCGUUGGAGGCGCUCGGCCUCGGCCUUUUUGCCGACAGCAUUACGCACCGAGAUAUUUUUACCGUCCUUUCCGACCUCGCAGACUCACCGUCGAUUACCAAGAGCUUCAAGAACACGGUGCGUGAACGGGUGAUUCAAAACGGAAAGACCGCCACGCUAGAUAUCAUGCUGGGUGGCGGCUAUCUCGCGCGGAAGGGUAGUCUCAUUGGCCUCGGUGGGCGUUCGUCCAAAGACGAGUCGGACGGUAGUACAAAGAAGCAUGGACGACCGGUCAGCAGGUCCGGCUUCGCGAGUCUGGUGAGUGAGGCGGGCAAGAUGGAGAAGCUCACCAGCCAGUGGACCCCGUUGAAGAAUGCUGAAGAUAAGGUCGAGUGGAUAGUUGUGAUCAUCACACCGAUGAAAUGA